CUUCGCUCUGUAGAACAAAAGCCAACUUACAGAAGCUGCCUGUUAGAGAGAGCGAGAGAAAGAAAAAAAACUUUAAAGAAGCUAAUAAAGUACAAGAGAACUUCGAAGAGCAUCCGCCAGAUCUCUUGGAUUACAAAAUAACGACGUCUGGAGAACCAGUUUAAGGUUCUUCAUUCCUCUACAUACCUAAUCCAGCAAACUUCUGGACCUCAGUUCACCUCACCUCCUUGUUCCACCCUCUGAGAGAUGGUAACGUUCAGCAAGAACCCUGCUGUCAACGAAGACUGCUUUAUGGUUGCCAAUAUGCAGAAGCAAUACCACUACAAGACUUUUGUCUCAGAGGAUCAGUUUCUGAUGGUUCUGGAGACAUUACGUGGACUCAGAGAGAGUGACUUUUACUGGAGCGCCAUUACUGGGAAGGAGGCCGGUAUUGUCCUGGCCAGGCAGGCGCCCGGUACCUUCCUGAUCCGGGAGAGCUCCGACAGGCAGCACCUCUUCACCCUCAGCGUCAAGACAAAAACCGGCACCAAAAAUCUGCGCAUAGUCUGCGAGGAAGACUCCUUCCACUUGCAGACGGAUCCUGGGAAUGUGGAAAAAGCUCCCCGCUUUAACUGUGUGCUCAAGCUAGUCGAUUUCUAUAUCCGACUAGGGACAUCAGGUUUUGUCUACUACAUCAACGCUGGAGGGGAGAGGAUGCCUCUUAUGCUCGUCAAACCACUCUACCUAUCCAUUUCACCUUUGAAGCACCUUUGCAGGAAGAAAAUUAACAAAGACUUGGACAUUUCAGGCAUAAAAGAGAAGCUUCCUGGCAAAGUUAAAGAAUACCUUGAUAGAUACCAGAUUGCUCUCUAGACUGACGCCAAUGAAAACGGGAUGGUGCCAGUACAGCUAUGGGAGGACACCCAUGUAUGAUGUAGCAGAGAUGAUUGAAUCGGGCCCAGAGGAGCAAAUGAAAGUGCAGAUUCUCUUCAGUUUGUCAGAAGACACAACGAGGAGAAUGAGAAAAGCAGCGUUGUGAUCUGGUGAUAUGAAAACGAGAGAUAAGCCACGCCGUCCUCCUCUGCCUCACUGAUGACGUACAACUCAUUAAGAACUCAAGUGAAGUUCAGAGUCAGCUGUCUAUUAUGUGAUGACACAAACUUUCCUGUGCUGCUGCUGAUGCUAAUCAGCACCCUGAGAGACUGACAAGUUCAUAAACGAAAGCCUUAGAAGACGAUCAAUACAACCAAGGCUGGACUUGCUCUAAGCAAACCCAUAGAUCUGCAGCCGAAUGUUCCCAGACAUCGGAAGCCUAAGAGCUUAACAGAUACUGUGGAUGCUUGUGGUUUUUGUUUAUGGGUCAGGAUUAAACAAAAUGUUAACAAAAUGUUAACCUGUGUGUUGCUUCAGGGGGAUGGGAGAUUAUGCCAAAAAUUGCCAGAACAACAUGGAAGCGUGUUGGAAAAUGACUGACUCAGAAUCCUACAAGAGAGUAGAGAUGAACAACUCUGUUCUAAGAGAUUUGGUUGUUUUGUGUGUGUGUGUGUGUGUGUUGUGGCACAGAGAUCAUAUCCAGUGCCUGUAGAUGAACUAUAACAUUGGUUAUAUCAUGUUUUUAUAUAAGGGGAGUAGAUCAAGUAUUUACUUUUCUCUAUACCAUGUUUACAUAAUGAAAUUGUAUAUUGUUUUUGUUUUAUUUGUGGGUGUGUGUGAUCUUUUUUUUUUAAAGAUGUAUUUUUGUCAGCCAAACUCUGGUUGUGGAUGCUUGAAGAUAUCUGAGAAGUUUGACAAAGUAAGCAGAUUAAUACAACUUUGCACUUAUUUAUAUUUGUCUAAACAUAUUAAUUUAUAAUAAAGUCAUAUUUUUAUUAAAACAA
Molecule: messenger RNA, 1856 nt
Organism: Xiphophorus couchianus (Monterrey platyfish)
Lineage: Eukaryota; Metazoa; Chordata; Actinopteri; Cyprinodontiformes; Poeciliidae
Gene: socs3a
Product: suppressor of cytokine signaling 3a
Exons: 2
Coding region: 247-852 (201 amino acids)
Biological process (GO): intracellular signal transduction; phosphatidylinositol phosphate biosynthetic process
Cellular component (GO): phosphatidylinositol 3-kinase complex
Molecular function (GO): 1-phosphatidylinositol-3-kinase regulator activity
Source: RefSeq, a predicted model, not a curated record